GAUACCAAGCCUCUCGUUCUGCAGAUUUGCAGCGGUUUGCGCGAUUUUUGUUGAAAAAGAAGAUCCAACUCGAUAAAGUGCUUUCGAUCGCGUGCGAGGCUAGAGACGAUCACGAUACUCAGAGCAGCCUGACAUCAGUGGUAUACUUUGGACAUGCCUGUAGCUCCUUUAUUAGAGUUUUAUAUUAGAACAUUUCGUAAGAAGGAUGUUGGAUUGGAUGGAUUGCAUGGCAUUGCAUGCAUUGCAUGAGCCGAGGGGGUCAGAGUGCGACCUUCUUAAGGGAGCGACACGGGAACGAAGACUCAGGGCGCGGCAUAGGAGUACUUGGCUCCGUUGUAGGAGUACUUGGAUAGUGCUGGCACGUACUAGCUAUUGUAAGUAGCUCGACUGGGCUAGCUUGCCUGUGAUCUCGACCGUCUUGCUCACUGUUCCCUGGCGCACACAGGCCACGGCGUUUGCGCUGCUCCUUGCUUGUUUCUGGGGCGAGGUCACAGUGGGGCCGUGUUUGUGUUCGUGUAUCGUAAAGCAAUUCUGCGGCGGGGCAGCCCGUUACUGCGGCGGUAGUAUGGCGCCCGAAGGGCGCCGCGAAAAAUAAAUUGUUUUUUGGGUCGUCCAUCCAUGCAAUGCAUGCCAUCCAUGCCAUGCAAUCCAGAAGUUCGGAAAUUGCCUUAUAUUCUAUUAUAUAUAGCGAGGAUGAUGAUGUUGAAGUUGAAGUUGAUGAGUACUUACUAUCUAAAUACUGCCAUUUGAAAAUACAAUAUGAAUUCAAAAAAUUCAGUUGUCUCUUGCAACCCUCGUAAAAACAACUCAGGUUGUGCCAGUCAAUUUCGAGGAAAUAUUCCUUCAACGAAGAGGGGACGCGAG
This is a messenger RNA of Amoebophrya sp. A25, 864 nucleotides long. The record is from the annotation of a GenBank genome assembly. Lineage: Eukaryota; Dinophyceae; Syndiniales; Amoebophryaceae.